Messenger RNA from Pantherophis guttatus, 2007 nucleotides. It is a transcript of the gene COPS7A, whose product is annotated as COP9 signalosome subunit 7A. Gene Ontology annotation, cellular component: COP9 signalosome. Lineage: Eukaryota; Metazoa; Chordata; Lepidosauria; Squamata; Colubridae. Gene Ontology annotation, biological process: COP9 signalosome assembly. The record is from RefSeq and is a predicted model, not a curated record.
GCUGCUCUGGGGCACUGAUGGAGCCCGGUUGGAUCUGAUGGGCGUCCCUGGUGGGGAGACUCAGCAGCAGCAGCAGCAGAGGCACUUUCCCUUGCUCUCAAUCACUCUCGCUUUUUUGCCAACGUGACCUGAAGAUGGGUCUGCUUUCCUGGGACCGGCUCUCCCGCGCUUCUCUCUUCUUCCCUGCCGCAGCUUCUUUUCCGCUGAAGCUGAUCCUUUUUCUCCCCUUGUUUGGUCCAUAAAACGCUUCGUUGCUCUCUGUUACUUCUUCUUUUCUGGCCCGUGUCCCGGGCCCUGCUCACCCUGACAGUUAGGUAGAAUUACACUUGCUACAUUCAUGCCCAGCCUUGAGUGUGCCCAGAGACGUUCAUCUGAACCAAGAGUUAAACAACUUUGAUUUUUUUUAGGAGAGAGUUACUUAAAAAGUAGCCGGAGAAGGGACGCUUUCUGCUGUCUUAAAUUAUCGACACUAAGUUGUGUCCUGGAACUGAUAGUGCGUUAGACACCGAGCAGGUGGUGGGGGCUGCAAGUCCUGAACCAUUCUGAUUGCUAGCCCAAUGGCAGCUGAAGUGAAGGUGUCUGGGCAGAAUCAGGAGCAGUUUCUGCUGCUGGCAAGAUCUGCCCGUGGAGCUGCUCUGGCCAGCCUCAUUCAUCAAGUGCUGGAAGCCCCCGGUAUUUAUGUUUUUGGAGAGCUGCUUGAUAUGCCAAAUGUUCAAGAGCUAGCUGAAAGUGAGUUCUCACCUAUUUUUCGCCUGCUUACAGUCUUUGCAUAUGGGACGUAUUCAGAUUACCUGGCUGAAGCUGGGAAUCUGCCUCCCUUGACAGAAGCUCAGAAGAACAAACUGCGCCACCUGUCUGUGGUCACCUUGGCUUCCAAGCUGAAGUGCAUCCCCUAUUCUGUACUGUUGGAGCAGCUCCAACUGAAGAAUGUGCGGCAACUGGAGGAUUUGGUGAUUGAGGCAGUGUAUGCCGAUGUUCUCCGAGGGAGCCUAGACCAGCGCAACCAGCGGUUAGAGGUGGAUUAUAGCAUUGGCCGGGACAUCCGCAGGGAGGAGCUCAGUAUCAUUACCCGCACGCUCCAAGAAUGGUGCCAGGGCUGCGAAGUUGUCCUUUCAAGCAUUGAAGAACAAGUUAGCCGAGCCAAUCAACACAAAGAGCAGCAGCUGGGCCUGAAGCAGCAGAUUGAGAGUGAGGUGGCAAAUCUGAAGAAGACAAUUAAGGUGACAACAGCAGCUGCAGCAGCAGCAACCUCCCAAGACCCUGAGCAGCAUUUGUCAGAACUCCGGGAGCCCGCACCGGGUACCAACCAGCGCCAGGCUAGCAAGAAGGCCUCCAAGGGCAAAGGGCUCCGAGGCAGUGCAAAGAUCUGGUCUAAAUCAAACUGACAGAACUGCUGGCUGGGGAGUUGAAACAGGUGUCCCACGUCUGGUGCUUUCUUCUUCAAUCCAGAUGUAUUUCUGUGCAACCUUGUCCCUGUGUAAAUGGUUCUGCCUUCCCAUUAUUUUCUUCUUGUGUUUCUUACAGCUCCUUUCCCCUUCUCCUCUCUGGUAAUUUUGUUUAUACCUUCUCUAUUUUGAACGCUACUUUUCCCCCCCUCUUCUCUCUCUCUCUCUCUCUCUCUCUCUCUCUCUCUCUCUCUCUCUCUCUCUCUCUCUCUCUCUCUCUCUCUCCCUCCCUCCCUCCCUCCCUCCCUCCCUCCCUCUCCCUCUCUCCUUACUUUUCUUUUCUUGAAUGCAUUUUUAAGGAGCCAUGAAAUGGCUGAUGUUUAAAUUACAUUUGCACCAACAGAUGGUUGUGGUAGCCUGUGUGGAAGCAAAUCUGGCAUCAAAUGGCCGCUUAAAUUCUCUGAAGAGAUUCUGGGACAUUUGCUCUGGGGCAUACAGUUUGACAUCUCGGUUUCCUGCUUUACUGGGAUCAGUGAAAGGGAGGAGUGUUUGUGUGAGUGUUUGAGUGGAUUGUUUUUAAAAAUAGUAUAAAUAUAUAAAGCAAAUAAAAAAGUACAGACUA